UUCAUGUGUUCAUGUAAUUGAGUUUCAUGAUGAGAGGGAAACAACCUUCAGAAUCAAAAGGCUGGCUUCUUCUGUUGUCAUGUUCAAUUGUGGUUACUUUACCAAGCAAUACAUAUAACCGGUGGUAUGUCUCUCCUCUGGCGGUACUGUAUUACUGGAGGGCCUCACAGGUAGACACUUAUAGCUACACAAGAGGUGGCAUGACAUGACAAGGAGUAAAGGGAACGAACGAGAACACCCACGACUAUAACUCUGUCUAUUAUAG
Molecule: messenger RNA, 265 nt
Organism: Amoebophrya sp. A25
Lineage: Eukaryota; Dinophyceae; Syndiniales; Amoebophryaceae
Source: the annotation of a GenBank genome assembly